AUGGGUGGUGGGGAUGAUGGGGGAGGAAUGAGGAGAUGGGGUGAUGGGGGUGAUGGGGUGAUGGGGGUGAUGGGGGUGAUGGGGGUGAUGGGGAUGAUGCAGAGCCUGAGGUCACCUGUGGAUGGAGCAUCCCUGCUCUCCGCUGCUGAUGACUCCUCUGUAAGCCAUGCACUGCUUGCAUUCGUGCCGUUCUCUCAUGCAGCUCACAUUGGCAUGUCUCCACCAUGUAGCCUCCUCCCACCACCAAUUCACACUCAUCUUCACAACCCAUCGUGCCUUUCCGCCCCUCCUCACCUUGUCCUUGCCACCCCUCCUCUCCGUCCCCCCCACAGAUCGCCCUACACACCCUCCAUUCGCUGCCUCCCCCCUCUCCUCCCCCCCGCCACCACCUCCGCGGGAGAGUGA
This is a messenger RNA of Closterium sp. NIES-65, 405 nucleotides long. Lineage: Eukaryota; Viridiplantae; Streptophyta; Zygnematophyceae; Desmidiales; Closteriaceae. The record is from the annotation of a GenBank genome assembly.